Molecule: messenger RNA, 546 nt
Organism: Quercus lobata
Lineage: Eukaryota; Viridiplantae; Streptophyta; Magnoliopsida; Fagales; Fagaceae
Exons: 1
Coding region: 1-546 (181 amino acids)
Source: RefSeq, a predicted model, not a curated record
AUGUCGGUAUCCCGUUACCCAGCCGAGGAGUCUAGUUCAAUGCCGAAGAGAAUCAAGAUGGGUACCCCAUUGGUGUUAGGUUUUUCAGAUGAGGACAAAAUUAGAACCAUACAGCCACAUGAUGAUACUUUAGUGGUCACACUCAGGAUUGGUGGGUACGAUGUGAAAAAAGUGAUGAUUGACCAAGGCAGCAGAGCUGAGAUAAUGUAUUCCGACCUAUAUAACGGGCUAAAUCUGAAACUUGAAAACUUGUCAGCCGACAGUUCUCCUUUAGUGAGUUUUGAAGGAAAAAUGGUCAUUCCGAAAGGUCAGAUCAGAUUACCCGUGCAAACCGGCCCAGAUGUGGUAGAGGUGGAUUUCAUUGUUGUAAAUGCUUUCUCUACCUACACGGCCAUUAUGGGCAGACCCUGGCUUCAUACCCUAGGGGCUGUCUCAUCUACUCUUCACCAGAAGAUGAAGUACCCAUCUAGAGGCCAGGUUUUGGAGAUAGUAGGAAAUCAAUCUACCGUCAGACAAUGCCUGGUAGUGGAUCCAACAUCGGCCUGA